Messenger RNA from Symbiodinium natans, 4185 nucleotides. NCBI's taxonomy places the organism in Eukaryota, Dinophyceae, Suessiales, Symbiodiniaceae. The record is from the annotation of a GenBank genome assembly.
AUGGCAAACGCAGCGGAUAGUCAGCCUUUCUUCGAGCAACAUGCUCGCAAGAUCGGGAUGGAGCAGCAACUCUUGGACAAAUUCAUAGCUGGAGGGGUCAAGACGGUGUCCAUGGCAGCCUAUGCCGCCACUCAACCGGGUCAACCUCUCACAGACAGGGAGGUCUCCACUCUAUGUACGAGUCUGGGGCAGAACAACCCCACUCUUGCACAAAUGACGGUCGUCAAGAGGCUCCUGUUCGAGUGCCAGACCAUGAGUCUGGCAAACUUGAAGGCCACCGUGGAACAGCAGCCGGACUCAGUUCUACGUAAGCUGCCAGGAGCUGAGAGAGCCCAGCGCCUGGAAUUGCAGGCUCAAAGGCUGGGCGGACUCUCGAUUGAGCAUGACUUGCAGCCCGCCUUUUCAGUCUAUGAUGCUGUGUCGACACAGGUAGAGCAAGGGUCGCUGAAAUACCUUCACCCGAGCAAGAUCCCCACGCGUCGCCAGGAAUUGGCGCAAGGCAAGCCAGCCAAGGAACUUGUGUUGGACGCUUCGGGGGACGGCCUCUCGGUUCAGGACAAAUCCUCUAAAGUCGAGGCCCAGUUAGGGUCAGACAUGGCGACUUACAGGGCGUUGCAAAGAAGGGGUCUGGCCUACGACCUCGUUGGAGUUUUGAGUUUCAAGGUGCACAAGAAAUGGCUUCAGAAGGCCUUUGCUACCUUGCAGACCCCAGCGCCCCCAGGCUUCAACCGUCCGACGCUGCAGCAGGUCCUGCGAGCAGAUCGGGCCUUGUGGAUGGAGCUUGGCAGCAAACAGCCGACCCUGACAAGGGCAGCGGCGAACGCGCCGCUCGCGGACGCCCGGUGCUUAGAUCAAGUCUUCCUGGAAGCCACCAACACGGUUGCAGUCAAUUUUCACUUCAUGCUGACACCUCGUGCGGAAGGGUUCACAGAUAAAGGCGGCAAAGGCGCGGGCAAGGGCCCCAAGCGUUGGGGCGAUGGAAAGGGGUAUGGGCAAUGGAAAUAUCAGAGGACCGACAAAGGGGACAAGGGCCAGGGAGGCAAAUCAGGUUUCAAGGGAGCCCGCCUCCCCACGAAGGGCAAAUUAAAGGGCGGCUUUCCGAAUAAGUCCCUCGUCUUGCAAGGAGGCAAGGGUGAGACCCCCAUGCCGGCCGCCUUGCGAGGCGGCGUGCCGAACGACGAGCAUGGAGAUCCUCUUUGUUUUGGCUUCAACCUAGGGACGUCGAAUGACAGCGCUUCCGCGCUGGACCAGGCGUCCCGCGCUGCUCCGACUGCGCGUCGCGCACAAGCGUGCGCGGAGAGAGCGGCAACAGCCAUUUUUGUGAACAAGACAAUUUUCCCGGACAGGCCCAAAGAGAGCUGCAAGGAGUUGCAUCCUGCUGCUGUUGCAAAAGGGCAAGAGAAUCAGCCCCCGCUCCAACGGGCGGCUGAACCAAUCCCACAGUUUUCCAAGCCUUCCUCUGAGGCCUACGCAUUUCCACCUCAGGCGAGUCAUUCUGGCGCGCAGAGGUCUGGACAAGCGCAAUGUACUGCGCCCCAGACCAUACAGGAGUGUUGGGUUUUGGAGAUUUUCGCAGGGUCAGCCGGGAUUACCUCGGCGGCUGCUUCAGCCGGCCUCAGGCGGUCGGUCGGAGUGGAUAACGUUCGCAUGCCGAGGCGCAAGGGCAAGAUAAUACAGCUGGACUUGCUCCUGCUGUCGCACCAAGGUCUGCUGUGGAAAUGGCUGGGCUCCCCAGGACUGGCAGCCGUAUGGCUGGCGCCGCCCUGCGGCACAUCCAGCAGGGCCAAGGAAAUCCCGCUUCCGUGGGAGGACAAGCCGCAUCCCUUGAGGUCAGUGGAGUACCCGGAAGGGCUUCCAGGCCUUGGCCCAAGUGAUGCAGAAAGGGUGGCAAAGGCUAACGAGCUUUACCGGCUCACGGCCCGAAUCUGGGACUUCUGCUGCGAAAAUGGCAUUGUGGUAAUCAUAGAGAACCCCUAUCGCAGUUUCUUCUGGCAUUGCAGCGCCAUUGAACACAUCCUGAGGAGUGAACAGGCGAUCGUGGUCCAGUGCGACUUUUGCAUGAUGGGAGGUUCGAGAUUAAAGCGGACGGCCUUGCUGUGUAACAACGACCUCAUCACAGGCCUGGCUGUCACGUGUGAUGGAUCCCAUGAGCAUCCCUGGGACGUGCAUGAGGAAGUUCUCGCAACAAAGCUUGAGAGCGCGUACCCGCACCAGUUUUGUAAGCACUUCGUUUCCCUGCUGUUGCAGCAUCUGACACAGAAGGGUUGUCGGGAUGGCCUUAAUCUCUUGGAGGGAGAUCCCGCAAACUCCUCAGGAGCCAGGGUGGUAACGACACAGGCGAAGACCAAAAAGGCUGCAUCUUUUCAGGUCAUCACCGAAUUCUGCCGACGAACCAGAUGGACAGUGCCCGGCCAAGUCCGCAGCACUCUCCAAACUACACAGUGGUUGGGACCGGCCAAGAUCCCGGGCUUCAAGGCGCCAGGAGCCCCGGCGUUGAGAGUGACACCCCUACUGUCUUCUGCGACGGACGUUCUGGUGGAGGUCCCGUGGAACCCACAGGAAUUUGUGGCGAAAGCCCGACUGGCCGGCCACCCCCGACACCUGUGCCUCGGGGUGCCACCCGCCCUCAGGAAGGCAAUUUUGGCGUGCUCUAAACAGCCCGCAGCCAAGGUGAUUGAGACUCGAGCCGCGCAGUCACGAAGAUGGCUCCAGCGAGCCCAGGAGCUGCAGCUAGCCGAAAACGACUUCAAAGCCAAGCUGCCCGAGCUCUUCAAGGAGAUGCUAGAAGCGUCCCACUACGCCGACAAGGCAGUGGCAGACGACCUGGCACAGGGUUUCGAUCUUGUAGGGCAUUUGGACCUCCCGGCAGGCUGGUCCACCGACUUUCGUCCAGCAUUCCUUUCCCUGAAGGACCUGUCCCAAUUGACGCAGGAGACCAACCACCAGGUCAUCAAGGAAGUUGAGGACUCAUCUCAGUUUCUUGAAGAACUGUGGCAGAAAAGUCUCGAUGAAGUAUCGAAAGGCUGGUCGGAAGGACCGUUCCGAGAACAGGACCUGCCACAAGGAGCUGUAAUCAGCAAACGUUUUGCAAUCCAGCAAGGGAGCAAGGUGAGGCCGAUCGACGACCUGUCCCAGAGCCACAUCAACGAGGCAUUUGGGAGUAUGGGGAAGAUCGAGUUGCAUGAUGUCGAGACAAUUGCAGCCUCAGCCAUCUUGUUCCUGAGGCACGCAGGACAAGGACUGCUUGGGAAAACCAUUGACCUGAAAUCAGCAUAUAGGCAGCUGCCACUGUCCGAAGAGGCACUCAACAUGGCCUAUGUGGCUGUCAAGGACCCCAGCUCGGGGGAGGUUCGCUUCUUCAGGCUUCUUUGCCUUCCAUUUGGAGCCGUGGCGGCGGUCCACGCGUUCAUCAGGGUCAGCUUGGCUAUUUGUCAUAUAGGAAACACGUUUUGGCACUUGCCUUGGAGCUCGUUUUUCGAUGACUUCACGCUGUUGUCCACACGACAGCUGGCCCCUAGCGCAGAGGCCAGUGCAUGUUUUCUGCUAGACUUGCUCGGCUUUGAGUUUUAUGUCAGGAGACGGAACCAAGCCUCCCUUUGCGCAGCACUGCAGGGGCUACGACAUUACAUAGCCGAAGCGUCGCCGAGGACGGUGCGAGCCCAGACCUCAGAGACGGUGUAUGCUUUUACGGACGCCUCGCAAGAAGGACUCCAAGGCCUCGAAAUGGGUCUGGGAGCAGUCCUGUUUAAUCAGGAGGGGCAAAUCCUGUGCUGGUUUGGCAUUGUGUUGCCGCAUGACCUUGCUGAGAAACUCAUGCAAGGAAAGUCCAAAGUCAUCAACGAGCUCGAGAGCAUAGCUGUUCUCCUGCUCUUCAUUCUAGCCCGAGAAUUUCUCCGGGGAAAACACGUGAUGUGCUACUUAGACAAUGAAGCGGCGCGCAUAACGCUCCUCAAGCUGACCAGCGAUUCAGAGGCCUUGACCCUCUUGAGCAAUGCUUGCGCAUUGUUGGAACAGGAGCUCGAGAUGAUUCCGUUCUACGCUCGGGUACCGAGCAAAUCCAACGUGGCGGAUGCCCCAUCCCGCCUUGACUUCACAGGGUUGCCACACAAUUGCAGGUUCCAAGAUCAGGUGCUUCUCGCGGAGAUGGCCAAGCUGGUGAACUCGCUCGUCGGGCGCUGUGCCUGA